CGCAGCUUGCCAGGCCUCCUCAGUGGAGUUCCGAGUCGCCGGCCUCCGCGCCCUGCGCCAGCCCCUCUCUAUGGAUCGCCGAUGCGGAUGGGGCUGGGGAGAAGAUGGCUCUGUCUAGGGGGCUGCGGUGCUGCCAGCGGGUGUUCGCCUGGGUGCCGGUCGUUAUCAUCACCCUGGUGGUGCUCUGGUCCUACUACGCCUACGUGUGCGAGCUCUGCCUGGUGACUCUAACCAAUCCCGUAGAACAAGUGGCCUACCUCAUGGUAUUCCAUGUCAUCUUUGUGCUCUUUGUGUGGACAUACUGGAAGUCUGUUUUUACUCUUCCGCUGCAGCCAGAUAAAAAGUUCCAUAUGUCCUAUGCUGACAAAGAGCGCUAUGAAAAUGAAGAGAGACCGGAGGUGCAGAGGCAGAUUCUUGUCGAAAUUGCAAGGAAGUUGCCAGUGUACACAAGAACGGGGAAUGGAGCUAUUCGAUUCUGUGAUAGAUGCCAGCUAAUCAAACCUGACCGUUGUCACCACUGUUCUGUUUGUGCUAUGUGUGUGUUAAAAAUGGAUCAUCAUUGCCCAUGGGUGAAUAACUGCGUUGGAUUUUCUAACUACAAAUUCUUUCUACUGUUUUUAAUGUAUUCUUUGUUGUAUUGCAUGUAUAUUGCUGCAACAGUCUUCAAGUAUGUCAUCAAGUAUUGGACAGACGAAUUGACCAAUGGACGUUCCAAGUUCCAUGUACUUUUCCUUCUUUUUGUGGCAGUCAUGUUCUUUGUAAGCCUGAUGUUUCUUUUUGGCUACCACUGUUGGCUUGUCAGUAGAAAUAGGUCUACUUUGGAGGCGUUCUCAGCUCCAGUGUUUCAAAAUGGCCCAGAUAAAAAUGGAUUCAAUCUGGGCUUCAUAAAGAAUCUUCAGCAAGUGUUUGGAGAGGAAAAGCGGCUGUGGUUACUACCUAUUGUAUCCAGCAAGGGUGAUGGACAUUCCUUCCCUAUGAGAACGUUAUGUGAAGUUCAGAAUCCACUGCUAGCAAACGAAGAACAGUGGGGAGAUGAUGGAUUAGAUGAAGAGAACCAUGGAGGAGCUCUGCCCCUACAAAUAAUUGGACUUGCAGUUUUGCACCAACAAGUUGCAGGCAGAAAUGAUUACCAUGAAGGUUCAUCUCUUGCCAUAGAAAUGGAGACAUAGCGGUUUACAAAUCUGGUGGUACAAAACUCACUCACUCAGCUUCCUUCUCAGGAGCCAGCAUCUUCUCUUUGCACAGACUUCAGAAUUGAAGGUCAGGAAGCAAAUGGAUCUUCAGGAUAAGAAAACAUCAUGAAGUAUUAUCUGAUUGGAAUCCUAGACUGAUUGUCCAGAAUACCUGCUGGUCAGAUCUUUCAGGGCUUUACAAGUUAAUGUCUGGGUGGAGCAUUUUCAUAGAGACUGGGCCAGGGAAGACUGGCCUGGAUCAUUCCCUUUUAAUAGAUACAAUUAUAUAUUAUCUGUAAUAGGUGAAAAGUGUUGGUGUAAAUGCAUUUCCACAGUCCUUUCCAUUGCUGCAAACAUCAGGCACUCUAAAUCUAAAAAUACAUCAAGCCUUUAUGUUCCCAGGCAGGCUGUUUAUCUUGGGCCUGAUUCUUCAGUCUUUACUCACAGUGAGCAAAAUUUACACAUAAAUCAACAGAAUUUCUUGAGUAAGUACUACUCAACAUGAGUCAGGUUUGCCAAAUCAGGGCCUAAAUUGGAAGAGCCCUUUGUGUGUGUGUGUGCGGUGUGUAUUUAGAUAACAUGCAUAUACAUUUGCAACUCUAUAUGUGCAUAAAAUACCUGCUCAUGCUGGCAGAAGCAAAGUUAAUAUGCCAAGACCACUGAUGCUGUUGUCUAGAAAUGCAUCAUCCUCAGUAGGAUUUUGAGGUUUACUGGCCGUGAAGCACAAUCCUGUAGCAGGUACUCCAAUGUCAAAGGAAAUUUUAGACAAUAUAAUGACUUCAUUUAAUUCCUAUGCCUAAAGAAUGAGAAUCUAACAAUAUCACAGAGCACAUUCGUCUUCCCUCUCCCACCAGGAUCCGUGUUUUACAAAGGUUUUAAAUCAUUGUUUUCAGUUCCAUAAGCAUUGAUUUAGAAGCAGGUAAAUUGGAAACUUGCAUUGAAUGUAUGGCUCCAGCGGCUGUGAUUGGAGCCCAACCUCAACAAAGAUAGGUUUAGCCCCAUAAUGCUGCACACCGCAGCUGAUGUUUUAUGUUAGCUCAGACUUCUGCCCGAUUAAAUAUAUUGACUGGUGCCGUAAAGAUUUUUCAGCACCAAGCUGUGGUCAUAUUUUCCAGUUACUUUGCAUUCCUUUGACUGCACAUCAUUGUUCCAGAUUUUUUUAAACUAGUUUUGCAAUCAAGAAUUUUGUACUAUGUUUGGAAUUUGGAGUUUGGUUUGUAGAUGUUAUACAGUUCUUAGGUCUAGGUCUUAAUUUUCUCUUUCCACCUGUAGAUUCAGGCUUGGCAGCUCAUCAUCAUCCAUGCUGGAAAUUAGAUGAUUGCUUCAUAAUAGUAAUGUAUGGAACAAUACUAAUAUUAGUCCUUAAGCAUGGGUCAUAAGAUCAGUCAUUACGCUCACUAUAUACCAUUUUAGAUACAGUUUUUUAUUUAGUAUCAGUCUUUACUUUCCUGUUGACAGUUCCUGAAACAGCAAGUGUGGAUGUGAUGAGAAACUGCUUGAUAAAUGUUCAGUGACAAAGGCCUUGUCUACAAAAUGGACUUUUUUCCCCCCUGAGAUUUCUCUCUUGCCGCUAUGAGAGGAGAAUAUACCAGUAGUAGCAGCAGCUGGAAAUUGUAGGGGAUAGAACCUGGUGUACAUAACACUUCCUCCUCCCACCUUCUGUCACAGAUAUAAAUCACUGCUUUUGGGAGAGAUGUCGUUCAUCUCUGUAUUUAAAUCCUGGAACUGGUAAUCGAACUCUUGCUUUCAGCAGCAACGUAUUUUACAAACACACAAUUUAACUCCUAGAAGCUGGGGUAGGUGGGACUGCAGAGCACGUCCAUAUCUUAGCGUAGGUUCUCUACUCAUCUCUCUUUGUUUGAGUGUGUUUAGCUAAUUAAUCUGUACAUUGUACAGAUGGGACCUCAGACACCUGUUUUGGUGGCUGUUCUGUUAUCAGGUGGCUCUAGACAUUUUUUUUUAUCAAAUCUAAAUUUGCCUUUCUUUAGUUUAAGCCCAAUAUUGCUUUUAAUACAUCCAACAAUAAUCCAUUUACAACUUCUGUAAAGGCUUGCUCCUUUCAUUACAUUAUUAUCUGUGAAAUAUUAAGGAAAGAUAGCCGUGAAAUCAAAGCAAUUGCCUAAUCUCAUGGAAAAUGUGUUUUAAAGUGAGAUUUUCAAAGGGAGAAAUGCAGUUAAGUGUCUAACUCCCAUUGAAAAUCAAUGGGAGUUAGGUACCUAACUGCUGUUUGUGCCUUUAAAAAUCUUCCCCUAAAUCACUACUAACUCUUUAAAACGGCCUGUGUGUAAAAAUGCGAAGAUGAGGAUUGAAACAGGAAGCUGGCAUAUUGUCUGUUAGCUUGAUUAUAUCCUUCAGGGCAGGAAGAACAGCGCUGUAGCCAGAGACACAUGGAACUCCUGGAGUUUUUUAAGUAGGUUCUUUUAUCUCUUGUUUUGUUUUUCUGUUUAUAGCCAUCUAAUUCUUUCGUUUCUUGCCAAAUCUAGCUGUACAGUGAUAGCAGGAGAGUAUCUACAAGGAGCUAUAGGCCUCCUUCUUUGGGUAGACCACAUCAAGCUGCAUUUCCUGUUGCAAGUAUCACUAAAAUGGCAGGCCGUCAGUGUUUAUACAGCUGUCCAAUUCAUAACGGGACAAUCUGAAGUAAUUUCAGGUAUUUUGAAAUACUGUUUUGAAAUUUCCAUGCUUAAUUUUACAUAUUCUAAUUUAAAAAGCAACAAAGAG
Gopherus evgoodei (Goodes thornscrub tortoise) is the source of this 3890-nucleotide messenger RNA. RefSeq names its product zinc finger DHHC-type containing 15 (gene ZDHHC15). Gene Ontology annotation, cellular component: endoplasmic reticulum; Golgi apparatus. Gene Ontology annotation, molecular function: protein-cysteine S-palmitoyltransferase activity. Lineage: Eukaryota; Metazoa; Chordata; Testudines; Testudinidae. Gene Ontology annotation, biological process: peptidyl-L-cysteine S-palmitoylation; synaptic vesicle maturation; protein targeting to membrane. The coding region runs from base 105 to 1169 and encodes 354 amino acids. The record is from RefSeq and is a predicted model, not a curated record. The transcript has 13 exons.